AUGUCUGUUGUAAAAUACAAUAGCAUACUACCGAUUAUAAUUAUUAAUGAAUUCAAAAGGAUCUUUAAGGGUCUGAACGUAGGUUUAGAAAUCAGUGUUUCUAAUAAACACAGCAUUUUAAAACUUUGUCAACCUGAAUUAUUUACCGGAAGUAGUAUCGACAAGCAAAUAUGCAGUAAUGUUGACCCUUCAGAAGAAGACCAAGCAAAAAUUUCAGGAUUGCUUGCUACAAGAGGCAUACUAUCUUUUAAAGUGCAAGAUGGAGAAUAUUUUCAUUAUCUUGUGAUUACAUGGGUCGUCAAAACUGGUAUGAUGAGGGGGAGAAAUUCAGUAACAGUCUCCAUACAGGAUAAAAAACCAGAAAGAAACAAUAGUCAAGAAUUAUUUAACAGGUUGCAUGUAAAAGAGAAUAAAAAAUAUCCUGGAGACGCCAUUAAUCCAAGAAACGAUUACUAUUGCGUAUAUGGGGGUAUUACUGACGGGAGCAAUGCAAAAUUGGAAAUU
Messenger RNA from Acaulospora morrowiae, 504 nucleotides. The record is from the annotation of a GenBank genome assembly. Lineage: Eukaryota; Fungi; Glomeromycota; Glomeromycetes; Diversisporales; Acaulosporaceae.